GAGGAGCCAGUGAAAUCUACGAUAAAUACGUUCGUUCGUUGGUUUGUUGCGCAGUUUGCGGGACCGAACAAGCUGAUCUAGAUCUUAGAAUCAUCCCUUCGUCUUUCUACGAAUUUUCUUGCUGCUGUCUACUAACAUAAUUUGUUUGUGGGACCGAACGAGCUGAUCUAGAUCGUAGAAUUAUCCCUUCGUCUUUCUACGAAUUUUCUUGCUGCUGUCUACUAACAUAAUUUGCUACAUUAUCAACAUGCCAGCAGAAAAAUUUACCAACCCAGAAUUCCUGAGAGAAUUUAUUGAAUUGUACCGGGCCCUUCCUUGUCUCUGGAAAGUGAAAUCGGGAGAUUACAUGAAUAAAAUGAAACGAGAAAAGGCAUAUGAAGAAUUGGCAAACCUUUGCAAAUCAGUGUGCCCCAAAGCUGAUGUUCAAUUUGUGAAGAUGAAAAUUUCCAAUAUAAGGACUGUUUUUAAAAAAGAAUUAAACAAAGUGCAAGCUUCCAAAAAAUCAGGUGCCUCAGCUGAUGACUUGUAUGUUCCGAAACUAUGGUACUAUGAUCUGCUACUGUUUACAGUGGAUCAGGAGGUGGCAAGGGACUCCAGGUCCAACUUUUCAAGUCAUUUUGAAUCCGAACUGACUCAGGCAAGCCAAUCAGAGGAUGUAACAGCCAUACAAGCUCAUGACAUCACAGCUGAACAAGUACUUGAAGAACAAGGGGACCACACAGAACAUAUGUCCCAGGCAUCACAACACACUAGCAGUACUAGUGCUUCCAGCCUUCCAAACACAGAUGGACAAGAAGAUAGAAUGUCACAAAAAAUGCCAAAGGGCAGGAAAAGAAAAAAUAAAGUAAAUUAUGAAGAAUCAACACAGAAAUUAAUAAACAAAGCUGCUGCUCUUCUUCACAAGCCAUCAGAUGAGUUUGAUGCAUUUGGAUUCGCGACUGCUUCCAAACUGAGAAGAAUGGAUGAAGAACAGAGGCUGUUUGCAGAAUCAAUUAUAACUGAAGCCCUGCAAAGAGGCCUAAGAAAAAAACUAAAUGACACAACUAGAUGCAUGGACAAUCCAUAUGAAAGCACUAAUAACUGGUUUCCUCCACAUCAAUUUCCUCAGCACAUACACAGAAUGUCCACACCAAAUUCUGUUGUAACAUAUGACCAACAAACGGCAUGGCCAUCGAUGGUAUCUCCUAUACCAACAAACAAUGGAUUUAACAAUAAUGUUUCUAUUUCAGAACAGGAACAACCGCAAUAUUCUCAUCUAUAAACCUGUGCACAAUUGGAUGUUUUUGCUCUUUUUUGUAAUAUAGUUUAUAUAUUGUUAAAUUAUAAUUCCAGUUAUAUAGUUUGUAUGUAUUAUUGGUACACCCUGUGCAUACUUUAUGCAAAAUGAAUGCACUUUUUUUUAUUACACUUCUGUUUAUAUUUUAUUUAUGUUUCAUUUCAAUAAAUGUUAAACUUUACAAUACUCUGUCUGUCCAAUGAUGGCUGUGGGAGGUGAACCUGGCAGGGCUUUAAUCUGAAAGUUUGUAAACUAAACAAAUAGAGAUUUUACCUUUAAA
Molecule: messenger RNA, 1556 nt
Organism: Xenopus laevis (African clawed frog)
Lineage: Eukaryota; Metazoa; Chordata; Amphibia; Anura; Pipidae
Exons: 4
Coding region: 248-1261 (337 amino acids)
Source: RefSeq, a predicted model, not a curated record